This is a messenger RNA of Cercopithifilaria johnstoni, 2418 nucleotides long. The record is from the annotation of a GenBank genome assembly. Lineage: Eukaryota; Metazoa; Nematoda; Chromadorea; Rhabditida; Onchocercidae.
AUGACCGGCCACGUUCAGCUUCGAAGUUUUCGCGUACCAGCAGAUCAUACUGUCCUUCCAGAGACCGCGAUGAAAAAUUCGAAAGACAGCUCUCUAUUUGAGGGACGUUUCAGAGCAACACGUGUGUGGAAUGGUAUGAUAAGGCGAUUUCGAAGUGGAAUGCCUAUAAAGCGACAUCGACGUCAACUACGCGUUUUCGAUGAUUGUUUCACUGGUCGCGAGGCAGUGGACUUCAUGAUGAACGAGCUGCCAAAAUUUAUCCAUGAUGGUCGGGAAAUAACCAGGUCGAAUUGUUCGAAACUUUUGGAUAUGUAUAUGAACAUGGGAUUGUUUUGUAAUGUGCGUGGAAAAUACGACGAUAACGAAGCAUUCAAAGAAAAUGAAUUGUAUCGGUUUUCAAGCGUUUCGCCUGAACUACUGGCUGCAACACCAAUUCUGGUUCGCCGCGCUGCUUCAUUCAAUGAAAGAUGUAGUUUCAGACAGAAUCGGUUUAAGGAUAAAGAUUUUGGAUUUACUGCUCCACAAAGAAUGCACAACAUUGGUUGGAGAAAUCGAAACAACGACCCGACGAUACAAGCGCGAUUGCCUAUUCCCGCAGUGCAGUCAAAUGCGCGGCUUUCUCGUCGCUUAUCAGCAUCCCACGGAAAUCUGCCUUCUAUGUUUAGCUCGAGGAAUCUGAACGAUGAGUUAUCCAGAAAGCCAGCUACUAGGGUUGUUGUAAGGGGAACGGACUCUCAGGAAAAAAGAAAUGAAGUGAAUAUGGAGAAUAGUGAAGUUGGAGAAGGAACAUCAAGAGAGGUUAAUGCAUUAGACGAGAUGAUCGCUAAAUUAGCCGAAGUAAACAGUAAUUCAGCCAAUUCUUCAGGAAUGCAAGACCUUCGACAUUUCGGGAAAAUUAUUCAGACCCGAACUCCGGAGAGCUGUCAGCCUUCUGAAUCUCCAAGAGCAGUUGUCAAUGAGCAACAUAGUGGUGCCCAUCUAUUCCUUGAUACCAGUGAAAUAUAUAGGAAUGUCCUACUAAAUCAGUUGCAAUCAUUGCUGCAAGUGGAUUCACUAAAGGGGAUUCUCGAUUAUGAUUUUAACAGUGCAGAUGUCCGCUGGAAUUGCGAACGAGUCGGGACGAAAGGAAUAGUUCGAGUUCAUCCUGAAAAUGAUUAUCUAACAAAUUAUGUAAUAACAAUGAUGCGUUAUCUAUCACGAUGGCCAUUCGAUACAAAAUUUGCGGAAUCCACACAUGUACCGUAUGAAGGAUUCGAAUUAAAUGUUUUCAAAAGUGUUUGUGAACAAUUUGAUAAAGACUGUCCCAUGCUUCCGAAUCCUGUCGCAUCGUCGAUUCUGCAUAUCAUACAAUUAUUUCGCCAAAGAAAUGUUCAACAACGAAACUCGACAGAGCUUCAUAAGGAAACAGUUUUUUGCGCUGAUAAUUCACCGUUUACACGUUACGUACAAAAAACAGUCAAUUCUCAGAAUCACAGUAAACUAGAUGGAAAAGAAGAUGGAAGUUCUAAUUUGCGCAUAACAGCAUCCCCUAGCAAGGGAUUUAUUGGCGAGGAACAUGUUAUGUCACCACCAAACACUAUGCGCUCUUCCGUAUCCACGCUAUCAGCAGAUAGUGAAACUUUUUCAUAUAAAAUGGCCUAUGAAGCAAUUUUAACACGGCUCCCAGGUCUGCAGCGAAGUCCCGAGCUUAUGCAGCGUAUCGAGGAACUGGCCAAAGCAAACUCGCUUGCCUCGUGUGCAAGCAUUCCUAGUGCACAAUCAUGUGCACUACUUGCUGGAAUUGAGGGUGAAAAUGAGAGAUUGCUGAAAGAAGCAGUAUCAUUAGUAAUGCUAACUUUGGAGCCACAUGUUCGUCGUCGAUUACACUAUUUAUUGCGCUUUAUGCAACGUGUCAGCCGAAAUUAUUGCUUGCGAAUGGAUAAACGUCGUGAUAAUCGUUCAAUUGUUCUCGAAGGUUUACCGAGCAAAAUACUACAUUCGUCUCAAACCAUCAACGCAUCACAAUGCCAUCAAUUGGUCAUAUUUUUAAUGGAUAAUGAAUGUGAUACUUUUUCCAUUCCGGAAUCAUUUAUUUCAGAGGUCAAACAUCAGCUGUCGCUACCACACGAGGUUAUAAAGAAACCGCCGAUCGCACAGCAGUAUACUAGUGGUAAAUCAUCAAGUGCGGAACGCUUGAAACAACACUUCUGUGAACCAAUAAAAGUAGAAGAGUAUGAAUCGCAAAAGAAAGAUGUUGAUAAUCAUCUGCUUUCUCUCUUGGAUGGCAUAUUGAAUGAUGAAAAUCUUUCUGUCGCAGAUCGAAGGCAGCGACUCAAAAAGUUCAGAAAGACUUACCCGAAGAUUUAUGCACAAAAAUUCCCAUCUCCUGAUUUACCGAAGACUCGAUUCCUCGACCGAAUUAGAAAUUUUCACUUCUAA